AACCAUAUGUAUUCAGUUCUUCGUUAACCGUUUUUAUCAAUAGGUUGUGAUCCACAUUAACUAUAUAAUUUGUUAAAUUUAUAACGUAGUAUCCAUUGACGGAUGGCAAACGGAUAGAAAUCCAACUAUUAACAUCGACGUGACAUCAAACUGACAAUAACGAUCAUGGCGAACGUAACUGACAGCCACUUCAUCGCGGAAGCUGCAAAUCAGUUUUUUAACACGUUGGAAAAAGAAUUAGUAUUUGACGAUGAAGUUGAUUCAUGGUUUUUAAUGCGAUCACCAUUGCCAGUUUUUUCUAUUGUGGCAGUUUAUUUAUUGUUCAUUUUAAAAAUCGGUCCCAAUAUGAUGAAGAACCGCGAACCAUACCGACUCAAACACAUUAUGUUAGUUUACAACCUUUUUCAGACAACUUAUAAUGCAUUUAUACUGUAUUGGAUAUUUUUUACACCUGGAGGAUUGUCUAACAUAUGGAAUUAUUCAUGUCAUCCAAUUGAAAGAAGCAAAAAUACAUUCUUAUUAUAUGAGUUGAAUAAAGGAUCGUGGUACUUUUUCUUCUCCAAAGUCAUCGAUUUAUUGGAUACGAUAUUCUUCGUUUUAAGAAAAAAACAGUCCCAAGUUACAUUUUUACAUGUAUACCAUCAUUCAAAUAUGGUCAUCACGUGUUGGGCAUAUUUGAGGUUCAUCAAAGGUGAACAAGCAACACUACCCGGAGGAAUCAAUUCAUUUAUCCACACUAUCAUGUACUUCUAUUACUUCCUAGCAGCCUUGGGCCCACAAAUGCAACCUUAUUUAUGGUGGAAGAGAUAUUUGACUAGAAUGCAGAUUAUUCAAUUUGUAAUUGUUUUACUCUGGUAUAUAGGACUCGUGUGUUUUAAUUGCGAUUAUCCAAAAAUUUAUAUUUAUUAUAUGUUUUCGAAUGUAACACUCUUUCUAUACCUGUUCUCGUUGUUUUACAAAAAAACAUACACCAAAACUCCAAAAACGGUAAAAUCGAAUUAAAUAUUAAAAAGAGCACAUCAUAAUCGUUGUAAUAGAUAGUUUGAAUGAGUCUAUAAUACCUAUGUAAUAUUAUGAAAAGCUCUAUUUUUACAAAAAAUUACAUGUAAAUAUGUUCAGUGUUUGAAAUAUAAUUUCUGUAAAUAGGUAUAAUUUAUUAUGUAUAAAUAAAAAAAAUAAGAUGUAAUUAUAUCAAGACGUAUAAAAGAGUAAAUUAUUAUAAUUUGAUAACAUAAAUUAUUAUAGUGUUUUUUUUUUAUAUUAUUAUUAUUAUUAUUAUUAUUAUUAUUAUUAUUAUUAUUAUAAUUACGGAUUUCAAGGUUAUGAUUAAUAAUAUUAAUUUAUUA
Acyrthosiphon pisum (pea aphid) is the source of this 1346-nucleotide messenger RNA. RefSeq names its product elongation of very long chain fatty acids protein AAEL008004-like. Gene Ontology annotation, molecular function: fatty acid elongase activity. Gene Ontology annotation, cellular component: endoplasmic reticulum membrane. NCBI's taxonomy places the organism in Eukaryota, Metazoa, Arthropoda, Insecta, Hemiptera, Aphididae. Gene Ontology annotation, biological process: fatty acid elongation, polyunsaturated fatty acid; sphingolipid biosynthetic process; fatty acid elongation, saturated fatty acid. The record is from RefSeq and is marked predicted.